ACGUUCUAAGUGCAACUCUAACUUUCCAGUAUCCUCAGUAUGCCUUUCUACAAGCUUGCCCUUAAUGCGACUUCUGGUUGAAUUAUCCAGCCAGUCAAGAGGCAUUCACUACGCCUCCAACGCAGCUCAGAAGCAAAACCGUCAUUUUGUUUGCCGCAGUCUGAGAACUUUAACUCAGCUCCUGGGCCCCCGUGAGAACACCCGAGACCGACGUCUCACCGAGUCCCGUCUCCUCCCUCUCUAGCUGGUUCCCAGACCUAGUUCGGUUCUAACGUUGACCCGCGCAGAGCGCAUGCCUGUCACUUGGCCUGGAACCCUCAGCAGGCGCCGCCCGCCGCUCCUCGCGCCCCUCCCCACCCCCCCCCACCCCCGUCUGGGGAAGUUGCGUCAUCACGCUCGCUCGCCAUGUCCCCGGAUGCACUUUUAUAUCUGGAUUCUUAGAGCGGACUCAGAGCUCCACGGUGCCGUGCGCGCUCAGCACAUGCGCGACGGCUCUGCUCCCUCUUCCUCCCCUUACACCAGCCUCCACCGCCCGGGCAGCCGCCGCCACCGACGAGUCAGGAAGUUCAAGAUGGCCGCCGCCGAGGCUCCGUGUCUGCGGGAACAGUCGGAGAUGGAAGAUGCUGAUAAUUCUGAAAAGAGUAUACAUGAAGAAAAUGGAGAAGUGUCAGAAGACCAAUCUCAAAAUAAGCACAGUCGUCACAAAAAAAAGAAGCAUAAACACAGAAGUAAACAUAAGAAACAUAAACAUUCCUUAGAAGAAGACAAGGAUAAAAAACAUAAACAUAAGCAUAAACAUAAGAAACACAAAAGAAAAGAAGUUAUAGAUGCUUCUGACAAAGAAGGUUUGUCUCCAGCAAAAAGAACUAAACUUGAUGAUUUAGCGUUGCUGGAAGACUUGGAAAAACAGAGAGCCUUGAUUAAAGCUGAACUUGAUAAUGAGUUCAUGGAAGGAAAGGUCCAGUCACGGAUGGGGCUCAUAUUACAAGGUUAUGAAUCUGGCUCUGAAGAAGAGGGGGAAAUUCAUGAAAAGGCAAGAAAUGGAAAUAGGUCUAGUUCUAGAUCUUCCACUACCAAGGGGAAACUUGAACCUAUGGACAAUAAAAAUAGGACAAAAAAGCGAAGUAAAAGCAGAUCCAAAGAACGGACUAGACAUAGGUCAGAUAAAAAGAAAAGUAAGGGAGGUGUUGAAAUAGUUAAAGAGAAGACAACUAGGAGCAAAUCAAAGGAGAGGAAAAAGUCUAAACGUCCAUCCAAAAGAAGUAUUUUCAUGGACAGAAGGUCACGGUCCAAAGAGAGAAAAUCAAAACGGUCUGAAACUGAUAAAGAAAAGAAGCCAAUUAAAUCUCCCUCUAAAGAUGCUUCUUCUGGGAAAGAAAAUAGAUCACCCAGUAGAAGACCUGGUCGUAGUCCUAAAAGAAGAAGUUUGUCUCCAAAACAACGUGAUAAAUCCAGAAGAAGUAGAUCUCCACUUUUAAAUGAUAGGAGGUCUAAGCAGAGCAAGUCACCUUCUCGAACUCUGUCUCCCGGUAGAAGAGCUAAGAGCCGAUCCUUGGAAAGAAAACGAAGAGAACCAGAAAGGAGACGACUUUCUUCCCCAAGAACACGACCUCGUGACGAUAUCCUCAGUAGACGUGAGAGAUCAAAAGAUGCCAGCCCGAUUAGUAGGUGGUCUCCAACCCGAAGAAGAGCAAGUAGAUCUCCCAUUAGAAGGAGGUCUCGCUCCCCACUCAGGCGGAGCAGGUCUCCUAGAAGAAGAAGCAGGUCCCCUCGGAGAAGGGACAGAGGUCGGAGAAGCAGAUCACGUUUGAGAAGGCGGUCUCGAUCACGGGGUGGUCGUAGACGUAGGAGCAGAAGCAAAGUAAAGGAAGAUAAAUUUAAAGGAAGUCUUUCUGAAGGAAUGAAAGUUGAACAAGAAUCUUCAUCUGAAGAUAACCUCGAAGACUUUGAUGUAGAAGAAGAAGAUGAAGAGGCCCUAAUAGAGCAGAGAAGAAUACAAAGGCAAGCAAUUGUUCAGAAAUAUAAAUAUCUUGCCGAAGAUAGCAAUAUGUCUGUGCCAUCUGAACCCAGCAGCCCCCAGAGUAGUACUCGUACACGGUCACCUUCUCCAGACGACAUUCUGGAAAGGGUAGCUGCUGAUGUUAAAGAGUAUGAACGGGAAAAUGUUGAUACAUUUGAGGCCUCAGUAAAAGCCAAGCAUAAUCUAAUGACAGUUGAACAAAAUAAUGGGUCAGCUCAGAAAAAGCUGUUGGCACCUGAUAUGUUUACAGAAUCUGAUGAUAUGUUUGCUGCAUAUUUUGAUAGUGCUCGUCUUCGGGCUGCUGGCAUUGGAAAAGACUUUAAAGAGAAUCCUAACCUCAGGGAUAACUGGACUGAUGCAGAAGGCUAUUAUCGUGUGAACAUAGGUGAAGUGUUAGAUAAGCGCUAUAAUGUGUAUGGCUACACUGGUCAAGGUGUAUUCAGUAAUGUCGUACGAGCCAGAGAUAAUGCAAGAGCCAACCAAGAAGUGGCUGUAAAGAUUAUCAGAAACAAUGAACUCAUGCAGAAAACUGGUUUAAAAGAACUAGAAUUCUUGAAAAAACUUAAUGAUGCUGAUCCUGAUGACAAAUUUCAUUGUUUGCGGCUCUUCAGACACUUUUAUCACAAACAGCAUCUCUGUCUCGUAUUUGAGCCUCUCAGCAUGAAUUUACGAGAGGUGUUAAAAAAAUAUGGUAAGGAUGUUGGUCUUCAUAUUAAAGCUGUAAGAUCCUAUAGUCAGCAGUUGUUCUUGGCAUUGAAACUCCUUAAAAGAUGCAAUAUUCUACAUGCUGAUAUCAAGCCAGACAAUAUCCUGGUUAAUGAAUCAAAAACUAUUUUAAAGCUCUGUGAUUUUGGGUCGGCUUCACAUGUUGCGGAUAAUGACAUAACUCCUUAUCUUGUCAGUAGAUUUUAUCGUGCUCCUGAAAUCAUUAUAGGUAAAAGCUAUGACUAUGGCAUAGAUAUGUGGUCUGUAGGUUGUACCUUAUAUGAACUCUAUACUGGAAAAAUUUUAUUUCCUGGCAAAACCAACAACCACAUGUUGAAGCUCGCCAUGGAUCUCAAAGGAAAGAUGCCAAAUAAGAUGAUUCGGAAAGGUGUAUUCAAAGACCAGCAUUUUGAUCAAAACCUCAAUUUCAUGUACAUAGAAGUUGAUAAAGUAACAGAGAGGGAGAAAGUUACAGUCAUGAGCACCAUUAAUCCAACUAAGGACCUUUUGGCUGACUUGAUUGGGUGCCAGCGACUUCCUGAAGACCAGCGUAAAAAAGUACACCAGCUAAAGGACUUGUUGGACCAGAUACUAAUGUUGGACCCAGCUAAACGGAUUAGCAUCAACCAGGCCCUACAGCAUGUCUUUAUCCAGGAAAAAAUUUAAAUAAGAUGAAGAAGUUCCAAUGGUUUGAGUAAUUAAGUACAGACUGAAGAAAUUUCACAGCAGUUUAUUAAUGUAUAUAAACUUAUAAAUAUUUCUCCAUCAAAUUUGAGGAAGCAUGAUAUAUUUGAAUUAACACCAAGGGUGAUGUUUCUUUUAGAAAUGUUAGUUAAUCUGUUUUGUGUCUUAUGUGAAAUUUCACUGUAGAACUGUUUUAACUGCCAAGACUGCACAAAAUUAUAGUGCUAAUGUAUAUGGUUGCAGUUCACAUAAAAGACAAAAGCAUCUUGUUAUAAAAUAAGUAGUAAUGCUGGGUGGUUGAUUUAUUUUUAGCAGACUUGGCUUCAUUUUGGUCUUCAGGUAAAAUGGCCAGCAUAAAUGCUGUUUAUAUUCACAUUUUCCUAGGUAUGUGUGUGCAGGCCACAGCAGCAUGCCCUUGGUGUAGUCAUUGCCGAAAGGGGUCUGUUCCUUCUUGAGCCUGCCUGCAGGGAUGGUCUCCUCUUUUAAAGCAGGUUGUGUACAACAUUCAGUACACUGAAGGCAUAAACCUUCCACUCUUGAACAAAGCAGCUGCUUUUUAAAAGCGGUAAUUGCUUCUUUACCUUUAUUUCUUUUGUAAAUGAAGCUUUUCUUUAAGAAUGUGACUUUAAAGUGUUGUCUAUUGCAUAAAACAGUUGACACUCACUUAUUGUAAAGUGAAGAUUGUUCUACUGCAUGUGAAGUGGCCAUGCAGAUUUCUGUAUGUUCUCAGUAUGCAUCACUAGAUAAUAAAGUCUUUUGUGAACAAGG
Molecule: messenger RNA, 4177 nt
Organism: Myotis davidii
Lineage: Eukaryota; Metazoa; Chordata; Mammalia; Chiroptera; Vespertilionidae
Gene: PRP4K
Product: pre-mRNA processing factor 4B
Biological process (GO): peptidyl-serine phosphorylation; mRNA cis splicing, via spliceosome; peptidyl-threonine phosphorylation
Molecular function (GO): protein serine/threonine kinase activity; ATP binding
Source: RefSeq, a predicted model, not a curated record